CUUCCCCCCGCAGGUUCGUCUUCCAGGCGAAAGUGGGCGGCCGCUGGUUCCCGUCCGUCACGGCGCACAGCAAAAAGCAGGGGAAGCAGGAAGCGGCCGACGCAGCGCUGCGGGUUCUCAUCGGGGAGAACGAGAAGGCCGAGCACGCCGCCGAAGGGCUGGGCACCACGGAGCUGCCGGUCAGCGGGAGCACCCUGCACGACCAGAUCGCCAUGCUGAGCCACCAGCGGUUCAACGCCCUGACCGCCCGCAUCCAGCACAGCCUGCUGGGGCGCAAGAUCCUGGCCGCCAUCAUCAUGAGGAAGGGGCAGGACGGGCUGGGGGUUGUGGUCAGCAUCGGGACAGGGAACCGCUGCGUGAAAGGGGAGGAGCUGAGCUUGAAAGGGGAGACGGUCAACGACUGCCACGCCGAGAUCAUCUCCCGGAGGGGAUUCCUCAGGUUCCUCUACAGCGAGCUGAUGGCGUUCGACCCCCUGGCGACAGAGGAGAGCAUCUUCCAGCUGGCGGAAGACGGGAAACUGAAGAUCAAGGAUGACGUCAGCUUUCACCUGUACAUCAGGUGAGUUGUAACGCCGCCACCUCUCACCCCGGCACGCCAGGUGAGCUGGGAUGGUGUCGCCUGGACGCCAG
This is a messenger RNA of Notechis scutatus (mainland tiger snake), 630 nucleotides long. The record is from RefSeq and is a predicted model, not a curated record. Lineage: Eukaryota; Metazoa; Chordata; Lepidosauria; Squamata; Elapidae.